This is a messenger RNA of Mycotypha africana, 1095 nucleotides long. RefSeq lists its product as uncharacterized. Lineage: Eukaryota; Fungi; Mucoromycota; Mucoromycetes; Mucorales; Mycotyphaceae. The transcript has 6 exons. The coding region runs from base 1 to 1095 and encodes 364 amino acids. The record is from RefSeq and is a predicted model, not a curated record.
AUGGUAUUGGGAGAAGAAGUAACAGAUGUCAAUCGAGUUAAAUGUAAAGCAAUCGUUGACUCUUAUCAUCCGCCAUUGGAAGUUAUCUAUACAAGUGGCGAAGGCAACCGACGCCCUUUCACAAUUGGCAAACAAGUUGCUGCGCGGGAUCCAUUUACAUAUCAUUGUUAUGUUGACACCCCUCCCUCUUCUCCUCGUAUUGGAAAUACGGUGAUUAGUAAUGAUGAAGCGAUAAACUACUUUGAUUCUUCAUCCGUUUCUUCUGACGAGUUCGGCUACAAUAAUUUAAAGCCAACGAAGCACUGUGUACUUGAUUUCUUCAAAUGCGUCGCGUCGAAAGAUGAGCCAUUGAACAAAGAAUUAUACAGAUUUGGUCAUUAUAACUAUAUCGAAUUAUUUGACCUUGUCAAAAUCUUUAUGCCGAAUAUAGUUGACAUUCACUCUCCUGCACAAGUGACCGAUUGGUUGUCAAAGGAUGGCCGAUUUGGCUACUCGCAAGUUGCACGCGUCGGUAGCAAAAGAGAAAAGCGACGAUCUUUGUGGAUAAUCAAGCAAGACCAUUGGGAUAAAGUCUUGAAAGAUACCUUUAACACGAAAUCGUUUUUGGAGGCAUCAAUGGAAUCACAUGGUUGGAUCAAUAUCGGUUAUGCACGAAAAUCACGCACACACGAUCCUGUGGGAAAUAGGAUCAAGUCAAUGCAAAAGAUGACAGAUUGCCUCCGUAUCAAAUGUCACUGUGCGAAAGUCUUCUUGUCCCCCAUGUGCUCCUCUGGAUCGAAAUUAUGCCAACGUGAUACAAAGCCUAAUCUCAAUAUCAUGGACGGUGUUCGCCAUAAGCAUGGUGAUAUGCAAGAUUUGAUUAUGUUUGCGAAAUCAACCAAUUUUUCCGUACGACUUGUUGUGCUAGACUACGCUGGCUUAUCCACGGAUCCCAUGGAUGUACGAAAAUUUGUCAAAGAACUUAAAUCAAUCAAGGAACUGGUUGUAUAUCAUGGACACAAAUUCGAAUCAAUACCACGACAAAACGUUCUUCGUGGAAAUAUUAUCAACAAAUUUGAUUGUCGGCCUGGUUGUGUCAAGCGUUCGAUGAUAUGA